Molecule: messenger RNA, 997 nt
Organism: Hibiscus syriacus
Lineage: Eukaryota; Viridiplantae; Streptophyta; Magnoliopsida; Malvales; Malvaceae
Product: KAT8 regulatory NSL complex subunit 3-like
Exons: 6
Coding region: 93-785 (230 amino acids)
Source: RefSeq, a predicted model, not a curated record
GCGCCAAAGGAACUUCAUUUUUUUUAAUAUUUGAUAGGAUUGAUUAUUCGUUCAAUUUGGGAAAACGAAAAGGAAGUGAAAUCGUUCCGGCAAUGGCUUCUUCACCGCCUUCAAAGCGAAGACGGAAAGGGCAAACCGUGGUUGGAGAAUCACCGUCAAAAUCAACGUCGACCCAAGAAAAAUCAUCCCCUGUGGUAGUCUUUGCACAUGGCGCUGGUGCUCCUUCCUCUUCUGAUUGGAUGAUCAGGUGGAAAGAGUUGUUGAAGAAGGCGUUGAAUGCUGUUGAAGUAGUGACAUUUGAUUACCCUUAUAUGUCUGGGGGAAGAAGAAAGGUUCCACCCAAGGCAGAAAAAUUGGUAGAUUUCCACUCAGGUGUUGUUAAAGAUGCAGUUUCCAAAUAUACUGGGCAUCCUCUGAUUUUGGCUGGCAAAUCAAUGGGUUCAAGCUGCAUGGUGGCUGCCCAGGAAGACAUUGAUGCAUCAUUAAUUGUUUGCCUAGGAUACCCACUUAAGGGGAUGAACGGAGCAGUAAGAGAUGAAACUUUACUUCGACUUAAAGUUCCUGUGAUGUUUGUGCAGGGUACCAAAGAUGGUUUAUGUCCAUUGGAAAAACUAGGUGUACAGAAGAAAAUGAAGGCAAUGAGUGGGUUGCAUGAGAUUGAAGGUGGCGACCACUCCUUCAAGAUUUCAAAGAAGCACCUCCAAACUAAUGGAUCCACCCAAGAGGAAGCCGAAGAUGCUGCCGUUCAAGCCAUCGCUUCAUUCUUCACCCGCUCUCUCAGAUGAAGCCGAAUCCUUCUGCUGCUUUCUAAGUUACUUUUUAAAACCUUUAGCCUGCAAGUCCCAGGGUUAGGUUCAAACGCUCCCUUUUCCCCUUGGCCGUGUACAAUUUUAGCAAAGCCAUGGAGCAAGCCCUACUCUUUCACAUCUACUGUAUGUAAUUGAUGUGUAAUUUUAAAAUCCAGACAUUUUUCAGUUAAACUGGAUUAAUAUAAGGC